Messenger RNA from Pelobates cultripes (western spadefoot toad), 6111 nucleotides. The record is from the annotation of a GenBank genome assembly. Lineage: Eukaryota; Metazoa; Chordata; Amphibia; Anura; Pelobatidae.
AUGGUGACGACUAGAACAACAAAGAAGAUGACGAUGGAAAACAGCAUAACACGAUGCCAAGAAGAGGAACGGCAGAGCAGCGUUCUGGACAAGAGAUCGAAGACUACUAUUCAAUCCAUCGGAGAAAGAGCUCCAGUUAACAACAAGAGGAAGCUGGAAGAUUCACAUGGAAAGAAGAAGAAAGAAAAACGACCAAGGAACGAAGAGGACAAUAGAAGACAGAGGAGCGUGGAUGCUAAACCUGGACCAUCAUCACAGGAGUCCAUAUCACAACCUGGACCAUCAUCACCCGUUAACAACAAGAGGAAAUGGGAAGACUCAAAGGGAAAGAAGAAGAAAGAAAAACGACCAAGGAAUGAAGAGGACGAUAGAGGACAGAGGAGCGUGGAUGCUGAACCUGGACCUUCAUCACGGGUGUCAAUAUCACGUCCUGGAUCCUCCUCAAAGGACUCAAUAUCACGUCCUGGAUCCUCCUCAAAGGACUCAACAUCACAUCCUGGAUCCUCCUCAAAGGACUCAACAUCACGUCCUGGAUCCUCCUCAAAGGACUCAACAUCACGUCCUGGAUCCUCCUCAAAUGACUCCAUUUCCCUGAAAACUCUUUUGUUCCACAGAUUACUUGGAGAGGGCGGCUUUGGAAAGGUAUGUGAAAACCCGUACAUGGCUAUAUUAAUCAUUUGUAUCACUGCAGAAAAAAAUAAUCAGAGUGAUAUAAUAAUUACUCUAAAAUGCAACAGGAAACCUUUACAGAGCUAUGGGUAAAAAGAAAGUUUAUACUUAAAGUUUAAUUAAAGGGACAGACCAAGCAGCAUAAAUGCUACAGGUUAUUUCAGUCACAGAGAGGCUACUGCUUAUCCGUAGAAAUAUUUUAAAUACAUAAAUACCCAGGUGAAACUUCCUCUUAUGGGGUCUCAGGCUGUAGGGUGGGCUCUGGGCACUGGGAAAUUGUCUGUUUUUUGUUUUUUAAAUUUCUUUAAAAAUAUUUUGACAAAAACUGAAGGUACUGCACCCAUAUGGUCCUUGCGCCAUACAGAAGGUAAGCUGUAGUAGUUAUGGUGCUCGGAGUGCCCUUUUAAUGUUAUUUGAUUUUAAUGAUAGGUCAUUUCUAAAAAAAAAUAAAUGUAACUUUCUAAACAUAUCAUUGUGAUCAAUUUGCUUGAUAUUAUUAAUUGGGUUAAUUACUAAAAUGAGAAUUCAAAAUCAAACGAGUGAAAUUCAAAUUUUAGGUCGAAGUAGCCGAAUUGGAGCAUAAUUGCUUUAGAGACUUUUUUUCUACUUUAUUUAUUAUGGGUUUAAAUUUUUAAUUCACUAUGGAUUUAAAAAUUUGAAGAAUUGAAAAAUUAUUUUGGCCAAUUUUUAUUUUUUUUUAACCUUAAAUUGUCUAUUCACUAAAUGGUCCAGUUUCCAGUUUGUCUAAAUUCUCCAAUUUUGGAAAUAUGUUUGUGUACACAACACACCUAUCUGCACAAUGAAUGUUUUACCUGUGUGACUGUCCUAGUUAUUAUCCUAACGAUUGUGAUUUAUGAAUAUAAAACACUGGUGGGACAUGUUGGGUUAUUGUACAUUGACUAUGGUAACAGAUUUAGUGAUAACUGAUUCCCAACUGUCAUCAAUGCUGCAAAGUUUUGGUCACAUGACCUAAUGAUGUGGAUUAAAAACUACAAAACAAACUUAAAGUAAUACAACUGUAAUAUACUUGGAGUAAUGGUGCGUAUCUUAUAAUGUGAAAAAAUGUAUGUAGGUUAUUUACUAAAGUGAGAAUUCAAGAAUAAUUUAAAGUGAGUUUCAAAUGUAAGGCCAGAGUAGCCGAACUGAAUGCACAGCUCCUGUAGAGAAUUUUUCUAGUUUGGCUACUUUUACCUUAGAUUUUAAGCGGGUACUGGCAAACACACACUGCUAGGGUUUGGGUAUCCCUGGCGGGUUUCCAUGUGUUUGACGAGAUUAUGGAGGGGACCUUUGUGCAGAUCUCUCUUGUUUUAACUAAUUGAGCCCCCAUCCCACAGCCAAGGGACUCAAGGCAAGAGCCUCAGGGUUCAGCCAAUGGUUAGUGACUCCUGGGUGCAACCUUUUGGCCCCCAGUGGGUGUGGCUAAAUUAAACACUCCCUGUCAGAUUUAUUGUUUUUUGUUCCAAACAUUUUCUUGUGUUUGUUGGUCGAGUGUUGUGUGUGGUGGAUGAAUUGUGAAUGUGUAAAGGAGUCAGAAUGUGGCUGAGUGUUGUGUGUGUCUGGGGAAGGCUGCACACCUCCCAACAUUUCAAAUAGGCUAGGGGUGCCCAAAAGGUAGAUACCAAAUUUUGUAUAACUACAACUCCCAUGGUGCUUUACAUGCCUUUACAAUGACAAAGCAUUAUGGAAGCUGUAGUUUUCCAACAUCGGGGAUAUACAUUUUGGGCACCCCUGAAAUAGACAAAGAAGGGCACUUUAAUUAUAGGGUUGUGAGUGGGUGUGUGACCAGGAGCGGGGCUGUUCUGAGAAUUUUUAGGUGGCUUAAUAGUAAUAAUUUAAGAAAUAUUAAUGUUAUUUAGAGCAAAAAACAAUGUAUCUUAUUUUACCCUGACUGAUUUCUAAACAGAAUUAUUGUAGCUCUAUAAGUAUUGUUGCUGUGGAGCUCUGAUAUACACACUGACACACCAACAGUAUGGAGCUCCUAAAAAGAAGGGAGAUUAGGAUAGAAAAGAGGAGCAGAUGGGUUAGAAAAAAAGGCUUGCAGAGGCUGCAGACAAGAGAUCUGCACCUUUUUCAUGUUGGUUUUUAGAUAUACCCCAAUGCAAAAAUGCACAAUUAAACCCUAAUCCAGCUAUGCUUCUACCUCUUUGGCUUUAAAUUUGAAAUUCAGUUUGAAUUCUCACUUCAGUGAAUAACUGUGAAUUUGUUUUUAGCCAUCUAAAAGAAGCAGAGCAACUUGGAAGUCAAUUAACAGGUUUCGUUCCAGAUAGUAUUAUAUUUACACUGCAAUGCUACAUAAUGGAUAGAGAAAUAGUAAGGCAGCUGUUAAACCCUUAUCUUUAUUAAUUGCAUGUGUUUUGUAUAUGGUCUGUAGGGGAAAGAAGUGAGGAAAAUGGCCGACCUGGGAACAUUCUCUAAGUUAGCUAUAUUUCCAAUUUGGCUAUUUUGGCCUUAAAUUUGAAAUUCAAUUUGAAUUCACUUUGAAUUCUCACUUUAGUGAAUAAUCCUGCUUGUGUUUUAUUGUCUAAACAGCUUUGAAUUGACCAAUAACAUUGCAGGGGCAUGACAUAUACACCAAAACUACUUCAGUUAGCUAAAGCUGUUUUAGUGCUUAGAGCAUCCCUUUAAUUCACAUCUUCCUGAAGAAAAUAUUUUGUUUGUUUGAACAUAACAUUAUGAGAUAUGUAAAGCACGGUUCCUAGCAUUUCCCACCCCAAUCAAAUAAUCAUCCUGGCCAAGACAAUCAACACGGUUUUUUACUAAAGUGAGAAUUGUCAGGAAUUCACAAUUGAGUGAAUUAGAAAUUUAAGGUUAAAAUAGUCAAAAUGGAAAAAUUCUCCAUUUCAGCUAUUCUUACAAGCUUUAAGCUGCUUCAGCCUUAAAAUUGAAAGUUUGAAUUACCAACAAUUUUCACUUUAGUUAAUAGCACAGCCAUGUUUUCCCAGGUCAGGUCAAGAUGGGAAUGUAUGAAAGUAUGUUAUUAUCCACAAUACUUACAAUAUGGACAAUAACACACAACACUGUAUCUCUGCUGUGCUUCCCACCACAAAUGCUCCAAUAUCCAAUGUCCGAGUCCUUAUUAGGCCCUAUUACUGUGUGUGGGUCAUACGCAGCACCCUAAACACUUUAAUUUUAGCUUUGCUGAAGUUUGACAAUUUAAAGAUACCAAAUUAAUAUUAACAUUUAGAAUUUAAAAAAUAAACACACUAAGCUGUGUAUACUACAGUUGGUAUCACCAUGGCUGCUGUUGCUAUAGCAACAUCGCAGCUUUAUAGAACAUGGCUGACCAACUGCCAUUUCUCUGAAAACUUUCGAGCAAGAGGAGAGUUUUGCGAGCUGGGAAACUUUUUCAAAUACUUUGUUGUUGGCGGUGGUGUCAUUUCAACACCAGAAGAAAGACGAUGGUGAGGACUAGAACAACAAAGAAGAUGACGAUGGAAAACAGCAUAACACGAUGCCAAGAAGACGAACGGCAGAACAGCGUUCUGGACAAGAGAUCGAAGACUACUAUUCAAUCCAUCGGAGAAAGAGCUCCAGUUAACAACAAGAGGAAGCAGGAAGAUUCACGGGGAAAGAAGAAGAAAGAAAAACGACCAAGGAACAAAGAGGACGAUAGACGACAGAGGAGCAUGAAUUCUAAACCGGGACCAUAAUCACAGGAGUCCAUAUCACAACCUGGACCGUCAUCACCCGUUAACAACAAGAGGAAACGGGAAGACUCAAAGGGAAAGAAGAAGAAAGAAAAACGACCAAGGAAUGAAGAGGACGAUAGAGGACAGAGGAGCGUGGAUGCUGAACCUGGACCUUCAUCACGGGUGUCAAUAUCACGUCCUGGAUCCUCCUCAAAGGACUCAACAUCACGUCCUGGAUCCUUCUCAAAGGACUCAAUUUCCUUGAAAACUCUUUUGUUCCACAGAUUACUUGGAGAGGGCGGCUUUGGAAAGGUAUGUGAAAACCCGUACAUGGCUAUAUUAAUCAUUUGUAUCACUGCAGAAAAAAAUAAUCAGAGUGAUAUAAUAAUUACUCUAAAAUGCAACAGGAAACCUUUACAGAGCUAUGGGUACAAAGAAAGGUUAUACUUAAAGUUUAAUUAAAGGGACAGACCACGCAGCAUAAAUGCUACAGGUUAUUUCAGUCACAGAGAGGCUACUGCUUAGCCGUAGAAAUAUUUUAAAUACAUAAAUAGCAAGGUGAAACUUCCUCUUAUGGGGUCUCAGGCUGUAGGGUGGGCGCUGGGCACUGGGAAAUUGUCUGUUUUUUGUUUUUUAAACUUCUUUAAAAAUAUUUUGACAAAAACUAAAGUGACUGCACCCAUAUGGUCCUUGCGCCAUACAUAAGGUAAGCUGUAGUAGUUAUGGUGCUCGGAGUGCCCUUUUAAUGUUAUUUGAUUUUAAUGAUAGAUCAUUUCUAAAAAAAAAAAAAAUUUAACUUUCUAAACAUAUCAUUGUGAUCAAUUUGCUUUUUUAUAGGGUGAGCCUUUUAUGUACUGCAUUUUACCAUCAGUCAGGAUAAUAUUAAUUGGGUUAAUUACUAAACUGAGAAUUCAAAAUCAAACAAGAGUGAAAUUCACAUUUUAAAACAUGACAGGAGGCUUCGUAUUUGCAUUAACUUUCUUUACUAGCUCCAUAGCAGCAAAGAAAAAAUCAUUAAAGAAAGAACCAAUCAGAGUAGAACAGAGGAUAUAUAAGUCCCAGCGUAGCCAAUCAUUUCCUCUCUUUCUUUGCUGCUCCAUCACAAGUCAGGUCAGAGUACUGAUUUCUUUAAGAUUCCUGUCAGGUUUCUUUAAGAUGUUUUGACUGUAUGUUUUGGCUUAACUGUACUUUAUCUUAUUGUUUUAUUUACCUCUAUGCUGUAGUGGAUUGGGGGCCAGGGGGAACCUGAGUGGGACUACCCUUUCCUGUCAGGGGAGCUGUGCUCCCUUUGGGACAGGGUACUGGGCUGAGGCUCUCCUAUCACUGCUCGUACGGACUGUUGUCCGACUGCCUCCCACCCCCCCUCCACCCCCCUCUCUUCCGUUUCACCUAUUCCAGGGUGGCUACGCUCGCCACCCCCCCUUUUUUCUCUGCUGUCUCGCUCUGCUCGCGCUCUAGUAGAGCGAGCAGGCGAGACCCUCGUCUCUCAGGGCGCCGGGCUUUCGCGGCCCGAUCCGUUCGCGCCGUCAGCUUCAAAGGCGCGAACGGCGGACCGUUACUGCUCGCGCCCCCCUCCCAAGCCGUUCGCGGGGUUUUGCCGCGAACGCAUUUAAUUCAGUCCGUUCGCGGGUUUUCUUAUGCGCACAGCGUUCGGCGGUUUCAGCCAGGCGAACGGCCGUUCGCGGCUAAUCUGCCGAACGCUGGAAGGGCUCCAUUUUUGCGGGCUUUGUGCCUGAUAGUCUCGCGAGACCCGUGCGGCCAUUUUGUGGGUUACCGGUUUUGGAGUGUAACACCUAUCAAGAGAAGGCUCUAG